GGGGGCGGAGAGAAGAAAAGUUCGCAUGCGUCAUGACAACCGUUAAGUUACCUGGUAAUCUUCUAUGACGUGGCUUCAUCCUAGCCCUCUGAUCAUUCCCCAUCCAAGCACAGUCAAAUUUCCCCACUUCCCCAUUCUUCUCCCUUAUUCUCUUCUCUCCCUCUCACUCGCAUCUCAUUCUGAAUCUCGCGCCGUUUCUCUCUCAUCGUGUCGUUUCGCUUCCUCGCUGUGGCGGAUCCGAACGCUUGCAUUUCUAGCUCAACCGAUUCUUCGUCCUACGAAGCGUAGUAGUUCGCGACUUCCACAUUCGUGUUCGAUUCCUGUGUAGUUGUCAUUUGAUUUGAUUUCAUUUGAUUCCAGAGUGUUUCCGCAAGUUUCGAGCAGUGUGCAUGUUCGUUCAUGCAUGAGUGCUUCUGAAAGGUUCCUUGCGAAUUCUAUGGAUACUCCGGUGGCCUCUGCCGUCUUCAAUUUCGUGAACUCGACUCCGGUGGCCUCUGCCGUCUUCAAUUUCGUGAACUCGACGUUGGAUUGGGUGACGUUCGCCUUGGAUGCUCCUUCUGCCCGAGCUGUGGUUUUCGGAGUCCAUAUCGGUGGACAUUUAUUCAUCGAAGUUUUUCUGCUGGUGGUCAUACUUUUCUUGCUUUCGCAGAAAAGUUACAAGCCUCCUAAGAGGCCAUUAACAAACAAGGAAAUUGACGAGUUAUGUGACGAAUGGGUUCCAGAACCCCUUAUUCCUACUCUUAAUAAAGAGGUGCUGUAUGAACCACCAGUGCUGGAGAGUGCUGCUGGCCCGCAUACCAUAAUCAAUGGCAAAGAAGUUGUCAAUUUUGCUUCAGCAAACUAUCUUGGGUUUAUAGGUCAUCCAAAGCUACUUGACUCAUGUUCUUCUGCUUUAGCAAAAUAUGGUGUUGGUUCUUGUGGUCCCCGUGGGUUUUAUGGGACAAUUGAUGUCCACCUUGAUUGUGAAGCAAGAAUAGCAAAAUUUUUAGGAACCCCUGAUUCAAUUCUCUACUCCUACGGACUUUCCACAAUGUUCAGUGCAAUUCCUGCUUUCUCUAAAAAAGGAGAUAUAAUUGUAGCAGAUGAGGGAGUUCACUGGGGAAUACAGAAUGGCCUUCAUCUUUCUCGAAGCACAGUAGUGUAUUUUAAGCACAAUGACAUGGACUCUUUAAGAGAAACGCUAGAAAACAUUACUGUCAAAUAUAAGCGGACGAAGAAUUUGAGGCGAUAUAUUGUUGUUGAAGCUGUCUACCAGAAUUCUGGCCAAAUAGCACCCUUGGACGAGAUCAUUAAAUUGAAGGAAAAAUAUCUAUUUCGUGUUCUGCUGGAUGAAAGCAACUCAUUGGGUGUGCUUGGAAGUUCAGGAAGAGGUCUCACUGAAUACUAUGGAGUUCCGGUUGAGAAGAUAGACAUUGUCACUGCUGCUAUGGGACAUGCAUUGGCCACAGAAGGAGGAUUCUGCACUGGAAGUGCAAGAGUUAUAGAUCACCAACGAUUGAGUAGCUCUGGUUACGUCUUUUCUGCUUCUUUGCCUCCUUAUCUUGCAAGCGCUGCAAUUACAGCUAUUGAUAUCCUGGAGGAAAAUCCCAAUCUAAUAACAAAGCUGAAGAGCAAUAUUUCUUUGUUAAGGAAAGAAUUGUCAAAAGUAUCGGGCAUCACAAUUGCAAGUAAUCCAGAGUCACCUAUUGUUUAUCUGAGAUUAGAGCAAUCAACAGGUUCCGUGAAAGAUGACCUGCGUCUGCUUGAAACUAUCGCAGAACGGGUUUUGAGGGAAGAAUCUGUAUUUGUGGUGGUUUCCAAAAGAUCAACACUGGAUAAGUGUCGUUUGCCUGUAGGGAUUAGAUUGUUUGUCUCUGCAGGGCAUUCGGAGUUUGAUUUGCUCAAGGCAUCCGAAUCAUUAAAGAGAGUUACAGAAUCAGUGCUGGGUGGUUAUAAUUGAACACUCUACAACUUUCUUCUGCAUCUUAUGUACCAAAACAUAAGUUCUAUUUCCCAUGAUUAGAUGAGCAAUUUUGAAAUCCAGGCGAUAGAAGUCGUCCUGUAGUUCGUAAUUUGUGUAGUAUAUUCUGUGAUUUAAUUUAGGGUAACAGUCUUUUGCUCCUGUUCUCAUUGGUUGUCUAAAGUGGUAGAAUAAGGAUUUAAUAUUUCAAUAUUACCCUUGGAAUAUGAAUUUCAUUCCGAUAUCAAAAGUAUCACUAUUACAUUUUUC
Messenger RNA from Vigna unguiculata (cowpea), 2209 nucleotides. RefSeq names its product long-chain base1 (gene LCB1). The record is from RefSeq and is a predicted model, not a curated record. Gene Ontology annotation, molecular function: pyridoxal phosphate binding; serine C-palmitoyltransferase activity. Gene Ontology annotation, biological process: sphingosine biosynthetic process; ceramide biosynthetic process. Lineage: Eukaryota; Viridiplantae; Streptophyta; Magnoliopsida; Fabales; Fabaceae. Gene Ontology annotation, cellular component: endoplasmic reticulum.